AUGACAAUCGCUUCAAGUGAUAGCGAGAAUAAACUUCGUAUGGGUUAUUGGUCUUAUUUUCAAGUUGAUGUAUCUAAUCAGUCUUUUAUUAAUAAUUAUGUACACAAACAAUGUUAUUAUAAAAUUACAAGGAAAUUAUCACCAAUUAAAAAGAAGAAACAAGAAAUUAAUAAAUGUCUAGAAAAUUCGUCAGAUAUGUUUAAUGAUACUCCGUUAAAUGAAUCAGUUCCAAAUAUAGAUAAUCGCAUGUUGAAUCUUGAAGAAAUGGUUUCUGUGACAAGUCAAUUGUCUAAUAAUUGGAAUGGUUUUGAAGAAGGUACACGUGAUAUACAUUUAGACAUUAUCACAUCGGCUCUACCAGAAGCAACAGCUAAUGGAUCAUCAAAAACAAUUGGUAAAAACAAUGAGUCCACUGGUAUCGAUCUAAAUGUCGGUUUCAUGCAAGUAAAGCAGAGUCAAAGUAAAACACAAGAUUUUCUAUCAAAAUCAUUAAAUAUUACACAAUUUAUAAAUGAACAAAUAAAUGAAGAAAAUCAAUACCAAAUAGAUUUUGAACAUGACAAAACCACUCGUGAAUUUAUUGAUCGGUCGAAAGAUUUAUCUAUUCAAAAUGUUAUAAUUGAAGAACAAACAAAUAUAAAUAAAUCAAAAAUAAACAAGAAUCAAUGUAAAUCGUCCAUCAUUAAAAAUAAUCGUAAAACUCAAUCACAAUAUAUAAAUUUGAAAAGACAACGUAGCUCAUCAAGAAAGUCUAGUAAACGAUUUUUAACAUCAUCAUCAAAGAAUACAAAAGAUUUUAUGUUGUGUUAUGAAGAUGAUACUCAACUUAAUAAAACAUUUAUAAAUGGAUUUGAAGAACUAUUUUCCUGGCUUAGACAUUUAUUAAUGAAAGAAAUAAUUGUUCCAAUGACCGAUAUUAAAGUCCAUUAUGAAAACAUUUUACGUAGGCGGAAAGAAACCUAUUCGCCUUCCAUAUUACUUGCUAGUGCCAUUCGUGCACGUUUAGAAUUGAAAUUUGGUCAGGACAUAGUGUUCUAUCGUAGAGCUAAAUCUGAAGGCUUAUACAUUGCUAUUAAUGAUUUGUCUCUUGUUCUUAACAAGCAUGAAAAAUCUGAACAACUCCUUACAAUUACAAAUCGUAUGGGACAUACAUGCAGUUAUCAUACCAUGUGUCGAUUACAAUACGAAGCUGCAGAAAAGGUACGACUUUUAUCUGAUACAUUGAAACAAGAUCAACGACCAUCAUGUGCCAUUAUCAAUCAUCAUUUUGCUGUAAAGGUAGCUGACAAUUUCGACAUGAACAAAGAAACUUUACAUGGUCAAAAUAGUUUACAUAUGCUUAAUCAAAUUAUUGUACAAACAUCAGAAAAUGAUGAAAUUCCUAUAAUUUCCAAAGAUCUUAUUAAUAGCAUCAUUGAUCAAAUUUCCACUUCUGCUUCAUCAGCACCUGUAACAAUUGCAACAAUAACAUCUAAAGACUUGUUAAAAUAUGAACCAUUUAUUGAUUAUUCAUUCGAUACAAGUCUAUUAGCUUAUAGUCUUUCAAAAUAUUAUUCUAUGUUUAAUGAAGAUGGUACAUUAACUAAAUCAAAAUCCAUACAAUUUCCACUCUUAUCAGGAUUUUUUGCUACUCAUUUAACACCUCAAAAUCGACCUAUUCAUUCAAUAAAAUUUUGUACACCAAUUAAACAAAGUCCAAAUGAUAUUCUUACAACUGAGAUGUGUUUACGUGAAACAAAAACUACUAUGGUCGAAACACAUCAUCAAAAACUUGCUGUCGUGGUUGUUGAUGAAAAAUUAUAUACAAAUUGUAUGAAGGUUAUUAGAAGCAAUCCAACUGAUUUUGAAUAUGUUUUUAUAUAUCCAGGAGAUUUUCAUCUUAUGAAAAAUACAAUGAUCGUCAUUUGGCAAAUAUUAGAAUGCUCCGGUAUUGAAGAUAUAUUAAACAUUAUUUAUAAAGGUGCAACACUUAAAUCAAUAUUAAACGUUCAUCAUUUUAAUAAGUCCUUUAGAUCCUGUAAAUUAUUAUAUACAGCAUUACAAAUGUUACUUGUGGAAUCAUACGUAGCAGCAAAUACAUCAUUAGCUAUUGAUACAACAUCAACAUCAAAUUCUUUAUUUUUAUCUAAUGAACUUCGUGUACUUUUUGAGAAUAUUCCUAAUGAAUAUAAUACAGAUUCAGUUAAACAAAUAUGGUUUAAAAAAUUAGUUACUAUUAUUGAACAAGAACAUACAGUAUCAAAAAUUUCAAUUUGGGCAGAAAACAAAGCCAAACAAUCAUUAUCAUUUAAAUUUUGGUACUUUAUUUUACGUCAUUUAUUUGAACCAUUGAUAAUAUUAUAUUGUUCUAUUCGAACAUCAAAUUUUAAUUUACGGAAUGCGUGUGUGUCGAAAUUGGGUCCUUUAUUUUUUAGUACCAAUCAUAGGCAUUACGCACGUCUUUGUGCUCAACAUUUAUUUGAUAUUUCAACAGCUAGUUCAUAUUUACUUGAAAGAUUAUCAAACUCGUUUUCUGUUGUUAGAAGUCAUCGACCUUUUUCAGCAAUCGCACUAGAUCAAACUAUCGAGUCAUCCAUCAACAAAUUCGGAAAAGGUCAUGGCGGUAUUACUGGUAAAUUUUCUGAUGAAACAAUCGAUAUAUGGACCAAUUCAUAUAGUUUCCGUGCAACAUUAACAAGUAUUUUGCAUGAAAUUUGUGCAAUUGAAACUGAAGAGAAUUCUGUGGAUUCUCAUAUUGAAUGUACAGCAACACGACAAGCAAUAGACAAUCAUGAUUUAAAUCUGUUGUUGAUCAAGCUUAAACAAGAAGAUAUAUUUUCGUCCAACAAUCCUCAAUUUCGAAAAUUAUUGUCUGGCAAAAUUGUACAUGAUGAUAUAAUAAACAACAUUACCAGUUCAUUUGUUCGUGGUCAAGAGGCCAUGUCAAUGUAUAUUAAAGAUCGAUUAAUAAAUAAAACAGUAAAUGUUGAAGAACCAUUAAAAGCAAUGUAUCUUUUGAAAUUAUCUGAUGCUGAUAGUUAUACACCUGAACAACAACUUCAUUCGAAAAAAAAACACCUGCUUCACCACCAUUCGAAAGACUUGACAAAGAUGUUUAAUUCAAUUGAUAGACUUAUUCGUAAUACCCUUAUUAUUGCUGAACAACGAAAUCUUUCGUUAUCAUCUAUAUUUUCAUAUGAAUUUGCUCCAGCUCCAUUAUCUUUAUGUGACUUACACAACUACGAAAUAAUGAAUCAACAACAAAAAAGCUCGGUAAUAGAUUAUAUUAAAAGUCAGUUUCCUAAAUCGUUUUCAUCUUUAUGUCCAUCUAUUGUUGGAAAACAAGCUUUAAUUAUCGAUGGUGGUAGUAUUCUUCAAAUUAAACCAGUAGGAAAAAAAAUCACAUUACGUCAAUAUGCUAAUCAAUUAUUAAAAAUGAUAAUCAUUUAUAAUUUUCAUCGUUAUAAUCGUAUUGAUGUUGUCUUUGAUUCACAUAAAAGCAAAAUAGAAAAGUCUUUUAUUCCACGUCAUGCAGGUAAAAAAGUUUUACCUGUUUUUGAUAUUAAAUGUGAUGAUAUUCUUGAUUCUGAUUAUCAACAAUUGAUAAACAAUAAUCGAGCUACAGUUGCUGCUCGUGUUCGUGAAUGUUGGUGUACAAAUGCAUCUAUUGAAACACUUCCUGAGGGAAAGAUAUUAGUUAUUGCUGGACCUGAUGAUUCAUCAGUUACAUUGAAAAAAUCUCAUGAUCCAACUGAAGAUUAUUUACUUGUGUCGAAUCAUACUGAAGCCGAUACACGGCUAUUUUUACAUGCUCAAGCAAUUUCUUAUGAAAAUAUUAGAUCCAUUACAAUUCAAGCAACUGACACUGAUAUAAUUAUCUUAGCAAUAGCACAUAUAUUAUAUUUAGAUGUGGACAAUGUGUACAUCAAGUCUUUCAAUACCAAGGCAAAGUUCGAUGCAUUCAUUAAUAUUCGGGAAAUUGCUCUUACCAUUAGAGAAAAAUUUUGUUUUGAUCCAUGUCUUCUAAUUGUUAUUCAUGCAUUAUCCGGUUGUGAUACACUGUAA
Molecule: messenger RNA, 4044 nt
Organism: Rotaria sp. Silwood1
Lineage: Eukaryota; Metazoa; Rotifera; Eurotatoria; Philodinida; Philodinidae
Source: the annotation of a GenBank genome assembly